This is a messenger RNA of Stomoxys calcitrans (stable fly), 405 nucleotides long. RefSeq lists its product as uncharacterized. NCBI's taxonomy places the organism in Eukaryota, Metazoa, Arthropoda, Insecta, Diptera, Muscidae. The coding region runs from base 1 to 405 and encodes 134 amino acids. The transcript has a single exon. The record is from RefSeq and is a predicted model, not a curated record.
AUGAAAGUUUUGGUAGUUCUUGCUGUAAUUGUUGCCUGCGCAUGCGCUGCUCCUCAACGCGGUCUUGGUGGUGGCGCCGGUGCUAGCGCUGGAGCUGAUGCUAGUGCUGCCGUUGUUGGUGGUGGUGGCAAGGGAGGUGUUGGUGGCGGUCUCGGUGGUCGUCCAGGUGGUUUUGGUGGUCCUGGAGCUGGUUUCGGUGGUGUUGGUGGCAACCGUGGCGGUAUCGGUGGUGGUGUCGGCGGUGGUUCUGCCUCAGCCUCUGCCACUUCUUCGGCCACAGCUUCCGGUCUUGGUGGCGGAAAUGCCAAUGCCAAUUCAAAUGCCAAUGCUGUUGCUAGUGGAGCCGGCAAAGCCAGUGCCAAUGCUAGUGCUAAUGCCAGCGCAGGCUCCGGUGUUCGCGGUUAG